This is a messenger RNA of Vicia villosa (hairy vetch), 357 nucleotides long. RefSeq lists its product as uncharacterized. The coding region runs from base 1 to 357 and encodes 118 amino acids. The transcript is spliced from 3 exons. Lineage: Eukaryota; Viridiplantae; Streptophyta; Magnoliopsida; Fabales; Fabaceae. The record is from RefSeq and is a predicted model, not a curated record.
AUGGCAGAUGCUUUGAGUAGAAAUUCUUUGCAUAUGUCGGCGCUUAUGGUUAGAGAUUUGAUUGAGCAGUUUAGAGAUCUUAGCUUGGUGUGUGAGAUAACACCAGAGAGUGUGAAAUUAGGUAUGCUGAAGUUGAUUAGUAAUGUGUUAGAAGAAAUCAAAAAAGAUUUUCCAGAGCUUAAGAAGAUAAUUAUUGAAGAAAGUCACAGAAGUAGUUCGAAUAUUCAUCCUAGAGCUAUUAAGAAGUUGACAGAGAUCUACUUCAGUAUGAUUGUGAAGUUGCAUGGUAUUCCUUCGAGCAUUGUUUUAGAUAGAGAUCUGAGGUUCACAUCAAGGUUAUGGGAGAGUUUGCAAUAA